Aureococcus anophagefferens is the source of this 1233-nucleotide messenger RNA. RefSeq lists its product as hypothetical. The record is from RefSeq and is a predicted model, not a curated record. Bases 1 to 1233 code for a protein of 410 amino acids. The transcript has 3 exons. NCBI's taxonomy places the organism in Eukaryota, Pelagophyceae, Pelagomonadales, Pelagomonadaceae.
AUGUCGACCCCCCGCGCUGCCCUCGGCAUGCUCCCGCUCGUGUUCCUCGUCGGCGGCGCCCGCGGCUUCGGCUACAGCCAGACCGUCGACAAUUGCGCGGAGACGCCCCACACCUUCGACCGCUCGUGUGUAGAGGACUGCCCGCAGUGCACGCCGAUCGCCGUCACCGAACGGGGGCAGGACCUGAGCGACGCGACCGAGUGCGUGUGCAUUGAGGGCAGCCUCAUGGGCGAUGAUGAUAGUAGUGAUGAUGACGCAUCGAAGUCGUGGACGCUGACGCCGUACGACGACUGCGCGUUCAUCUCGAACCUCGGGGAGUACGUGGCGCUCCACGCCGGCGCCGGGAACGACGUCGUGGACGUCAAGCUGGCGUACCGCUAUAGCAUCAUCGACGCCGGCGCCGGCGACGACGACGUCUCGGUCAUGUCCGCGGAGAGCAAGAAGAUCGACGGCGGCGCCGGCGACGACGCGAUCUACGCACUCAGGGUGGGAGGCCAAACAGGCAACGAGCUCCGCGGCGGCAAAGGCGACGACACGAUCACGCUCGUGUAUUCCAGCGUCGACGUCUUCGGCGACGCCGGCGACGACGCGAUCUCGGUUACAGCCAGCUCGUAUUCGCAGCUCUUCGGCGGCGACGGCGACGACACGAUCGACAUCGGCUCCGACGAGGGCGACGACGUGAUCACCGCGAACCUGUUCACAGGAAGCAUGUCGGGCGGGGCCGGGGACGACACGCUGAGCGUGUACUGCGGCGACUGCACGGUUAUCACUGGCGGGGGCGACGACGUCGUCUCCAUCGGCAACGCGCGAGAAUUCAACGCCGAGCUCGGAGGUGGCGACGACGCGCUCACGAUCGACAUGCUGACCGGCGGAACUCCUUAUGACAUCCGCGGCGGCAACGGAGACGACGACAUACACAUCAAGAACGCGAAGUAUAUCGACGACCAGGGGGUGUACAUCGACGGGAGCAAGGGCGACGACAAGAUCACCGUCGACUACUUGGGCGAGAAAGCCGACUACGUGAGCAUCGACGGCGGCGGCGGCGACGACGCGUGCACUUUGCAGGGGACCGCGGUCGAGUGCGAAGUUGCAGAGGACGACGACGACGGCGGGGCCGUCCCCGUGACGUGCGAAGGCUGGGGCCAGGGGUUCUUCUGCGACUGUGCGGGCGACUGCGAGAGGGAGGAGGCGUGGUGCCAGUGCGACGAGGCGCAGGCCUGCUGCGCCCGGUAG